Messenger RNA from Cavia porcellus (domestic guinea pig), 2184 nucleotides. It is a transcript of the gene Oat, whose product is annotated as ornithine aminotransferase. The record is from RefSeq and is a predicted model, not a curated record. Gene Ontology annotation, molecular function: identical protein binding; L-ornithine transaminase activity; pyridoxal phosphate binding. The coding region runs from base 244 to 1563 and encodes 439 amino acids. Lineage: Eukaryota; Metazoa; Chordata; Mammalia; Rodentia; Caviidae. Gene Ontology annotation, cellular component: cytoplasm. The transcript is spliced from 11 exons.
AUUGGUGCUUUGCCCUCGCCCCAGCCAAUGGCUGAAGAGUAUGUCUUGGGGCGGGGCGGACGCCGCGUCUUAAGCUUUGUGACGCGCUGCCCAGCUCUGCUCCUCAAGUCGCCACUUUGUGUCUUGGAAGGUUCUUCUAGACGCUAUCAGAGUUACUGGACCCUCUGAAGAUUUUCCUUGGAUCUCCAGUGGAAAAAUCUAUAUUCUACUCUGAACCGUGGGAAAAAAGAAUAGUUGGGCACAAUGUUUUCCAAAUUAGCACACUUGCACACCUUGGCUGUACUUCGUCGCGGAGUUCAUUCUUCAGUGACUUGUGCCACAUCUGUUGCAACUAAGAAGACAGUGCAAGGCCCUCCAUCUUCUGAUUACAUUUUUGAACGAGAAGCUAAAUAUGGUGCACACAAUUACCAUCCUUUACCUGUGGCUCUGGAGAGAGGAAAAGGUAUUUAUGUGUGGGAUAUAGAAGGCAGAAAAUAUUUUGACUUCCUGAGUGCUUAUAGUGCCGUCAGCCAAGGGCACUGUCACCCCAAGAUUGUGAAUGCUCUGAAGAGUCAGGUGGACAAGUUGACCUUAACAUCCCGGGCUUUCUAUAAUGAUGUACUUGGUGAAUAUGAGGAGUACAUUACUAAACUUUUCAAGUACCACAAAGUUCUUCCUAUGAACACAGGAAUGGAGGCUGGCGAGACCGCCUGUAAACUUGCUCGUCGGUGGGGCUAUACUGUGAAGGGUAUUCAGAAAUACAAAGCGAAGAUUGUUUUUGCAGCUGGAAACUUUUGGGGUAGGACAUUGUCUGCCAUCUCCAGUUCCACAGACCCAACCACUUAUGAAGGGUUUGGACCCUUCAUGCCAGGUUUUGAAAUCAUCCCAUAUAACGAUCUGCCUGCACUUGAGCGUGCUCUUCAGGACCCAAAUGUUUGUGCCUUCAUGGUUGAACCAAUUCAGGGUGAAGCAGGUGUUGUUGUUCCAGAUCCAGGGUACCUCGUGGGAGUUCGAGAACUCUGCACAAGGCAUGAGGUCCUGUUUAUUGCUGAUGAAAUACAGACAGGAUUGGCCAGAACUGGUAAAUGGUUGGCUGUUGAUCAUGAAAAUGUUAGGCCUGACAUAGUUCUUCUUGGAAAGGCCCUUUCUGGAGGCUUAUACCCUGUGUCUGCAGUGCUAUGUGAUGAUGACAUCAUGCUGACCAUUAAACCAGGGGAGCAUGGGUCAACCUACGGUGGCAAUCCACUGGGCUGUCGUGUGGCCAUUGCAGCCCUUGAGGUUUUGGAAGAAGAAAAUCUUGCUGCAAAUGCAGAGAAAAUGGGCACUAUCUUGAGAAAUGAACUCAUGAAGCUGCCCUCUGAUGUCGUAACUGCUGUAAGAGGAAAAGGAUUGUUAAAUGCUAUUGUUAUUAGAGAAACAAGAGAUUAUGAUGCUUGGAAGGUGUGUCUGCGGCUCCGAGAUAAUGGGCUUCUGGCUAAGCCCACCCAUGGCCAUAUCAUCCGGUUGGCCCCGCCACUCGUGAUCAAGGAGGAUGAGCUCCAGGAGGCUGUGGAAAUCAUUAACAAGACCAUCCUGUCUUUCUGAGGGUAGGGAAGUUCAUUGGUCCCUGGGAGUUGGCUGGACAGAAGAUCCUUGAAAUGCUCUGCUGUGAAAAUGGGCACAUUUUACCCCCACAUGUCUUAAAAGGCAUUUUAAAAAUAUUCAUAUAUUUUUUUCAGUUGAUGCAUAAUAGGGUGACAUUUAUGAACAUGUAGUUGGUUGUGUAAUAUAACUAAGAAUGGAUGGGCUCUGUAUUGGUUAAAUAUGUGACUGUGUAGGUAUGUUCUAAGGUGAAAUGCUUUUGUUUGUAUAUAAACAGCUUUUAAAUCAAGUCCUUCUGUAGAAUUGACAUGCUUUUUUAUAAUCUCUUCUGGUAUAAAUGUUUUGUAUUUGAAAAAGUUAUCUGAGAUAUUAUGUAAACAACUUGUUUAACCUUACAUAUUGAAUCACUGUAGUCAUUGAGUAAUCAUUAAUGGCUAAGCAUAUAUAAAGCAGUGUUAAGUAAACAUUGGCAACACCAGAAUUAAUUCAUUAUGGGGUUCAUUAUUUUGAACUAAAAAUGUGUUCCUAAAUUGUUUUAAGUGCUUGAUUAUAAUUUGUAAAGCAAAACAUUGAUUUUUAACAUUUCUUUAAGUUUAAAAUAAAGCUUAUGUUUAAAAUGUCUAA